CUUGUAGUUCAGUGUUCAGUCGUUCGAUGUCUCAGUUGUAGUCAGUGACCAGACUAUAUUAUGCAGACAGUGCACUUGUGUUAGUCAAAAAAGUUUAACCUGACAUAAUAUUAUCAUGUAUAUUGUUUUGGUUUUAUUUUGUUAAAUUGUAAUGGAAGAUUUAGAACAAAAGAAGUCAACACUACCUCAGGUUGCGAAUCUCGACUAAAAUAAGUAAAAUACGAUCACACCAGUCCACUGCUCACCGUCUCAAACGACAAAUGUAAAUCGUUAAGAAUUCUACCUAACCUCACCUGCCCACGAGCGAUGAAUGUACCGCAAACAAUUAAGCAUGAGAAAUGUCACAGACUGCACUACAUUAGCCUGUAAAAAAGAAAAAAAAAAAAGAAAAAAAAAACUCAAAGAGCGUCUACACUACACGCAGGUACGCCGGACCACGCGUCCCGGAGGCGACAAACAAUCACUAUCAACUAGUGUCCGGACUGUCAGCUGUAAAAUGUUUCCAUUGGCAAAAUUAGCUUACUACGCUUGCAGCGAUGAUGAAAAAUUUAUUUAUGACGAGUUGGAAACUUUGAAAAUUGACAUUCAACCCUGUUGUAUCGACAUUAUAAGAUACCAGCAAAAAAAGUCAACAUUAAAUAUUGGGGAAUAUGAUAUCGCUGUUCAAUUUAUGGAUGAUGAAGAUUACACGAUGAGCGAAAAAGCCGCUGCCAGUGGUCACAUAAUGUGCUUAGAGUUCGCUGAAGGCUGCGGGUUCCCGUGGACAAGAAGAGUACGUGCAAGGGCCGCCAAAAAUGCAAUUAAUUGCCGUAAUAACACUCGUUUUUGAUCAUUUGAUAACGUUAUAUGCAAAGAAGCUGCAUGUAAUGGCCAACUGGAAUGUCUAAUGUACCUCUACAACAAUGGCUGUUUAUGGGACGAAGACACGUGUAGGGCGGCCGCGGAAGGUGGGCACAUGGACAUGCUGCGGUAUGCCCAUGAAAACGUCUGCCGUUGGGACGAAGACACGUGUAGGGCAGCCGCGUAUGAAGGGCACAUUUACCUGCUGCGGUAUGCCCAUGAAAACGGCUGCCCUUGGGACGUAAGUACGUGUAGAGCGGCCGCGGAAGGUGGGCAUAUGGACAUGCUGCGUUAUGCCCAUGAAAAUGGCUGCCCGUGGAACGAGGAGACGUGUUCUCUGGCUGCAAAAUUUGGGUAUAUUGAUUUGCUGCGUUAUGCCUAUGAAGGGGCUGCCCGUUACAAUAUUAAGAAGAAAAUAAUAAUGGUUAUAUUUAAUAAAAUGAAUAAAUCUUUAGAUAAUGAAAUUUUUAAACAUCAGCCAAAA
Molecule: messenger RNA, 1324 nt
Organism: Aphis gossypii (cotton aphid)
Lineage: Eukaryota; Metazoa; Arthropoda; Insecta; Hemiptera; Aphididae
Exons: 4
Coding region: 311-829 (172 amino acids)
Source: RefSeq, a predicted model, not a curated record